Molecule: messenger RNA, 573 nt
Organism: Prorocentrum cordatum
Lineage: Eukaryota; Dinophyceae; Prorocentrales; Prorocentraceae
Source: the annotation of a GenBank genome assembly
AUGUGGCUGGCGAAGCUGGAGCCCAAUGUCAUCAGCUACAACGCUGGGAUCAGCGCGUGCGGGAAGGGCGAGCAGUGGCAGCGGGCUCUGUCGUUGCUGAGCGAGAUGCGGAAGGCGAAGCUUGAGCCAGACGUAAUCUACAAGGGCGAGCAGUGGCAGUGCGAGAAGAGCGGGCAGUGGCAGUGGGCCCUGGCGCUGCUGAGCGAGAUGCGGGAGGCGAAGCUGGAGCCCAACGUCACACAUCAGCUACAACGCUGGGAUCGGUGCGUGCGGGAAGGGCGGCCAGUGGCAGUGGGCCCUGCAGCUGCUCAGCGAGAUGCGGGAGGCGAAACUGGAGCCCGACGCCAUCAGCUACAGCGCUGGGAUCAGUGCUUGCGGGAUUGGCGAGCAAUGGCAGCGUGCUCUGGCGCUGCUCAGCGACAUGUGGGAUGCGAAGCUGGAGGCCAACGUCAUCAGCUACAGCGCUGCGAUCAGCGCGUGCGAGGGCGAGCAGUGGCAGCGGGCUCUGGCGCUGCUUGGCGAGAUGCGGGAGGCGAAGCUGAAGCCCGACGUCAUCUCUCUACAACGCUGUGA